Molecule: messenger RNA, 751 nt
Organism: Aphis gossypii (cotton aphid)
Lineage: Eukaryota; Metazoa; Arthropoda; Insecta; Hemiptera; Aphididae
Product: Golgi-associated plant pathogenesis-related protein 1-like
Exons: 4
Coding region: 166-666 (166 amino acids)
Cellular component (GO): extracellular region
Source: RefSeq, a predicted model, not a curated record
GUUUAGUUCAUUUGAUAUUACCUAUAAUCAAAUAAUAUUAAAAAAGUUUUUCUAAGAGUUUGCAAUCAGCAACGUUUUUUGUUGGCUUGAAUAUUUUAAUAUUUUAUACUAGUUUACUAAUCUUAUUAUUGACUAGACGAUUAUAAAAUAAGUUCAUCAACGUUUAUGAUAUACUUUAAUAUGGCGAAUGAUGACAGCGAGACAAAAAAUGUUAUAGAAGAAGCCUUGGAUAGACAUAACUUCUACAGAAAUAAACACAAUGUGCCUCCUUUAAAAAUUAAUUCAAAGUUGAAUAAAUUUAGUCAAAAUUGGGCUGAUGAGCUAGCCAAAACUGACAAAGCGUCUCAUCGCCCAAAUAAUGCUUACGGUGAAAAUAUUUAUACUAUUAAGUCAACAGAACAAGUGAUCGAAUUAGGUGUUAAAGCAGUAGAUAGCUGGUAUAGUGAGAUAAAAUUUUUUAAUUUUCAAGGGUCGAACGAUGACAUGGCUGCUUCCACAAAAGCAUUUCACUUUACUCAACUUAUUUGGAAAGACAGCGAAGAGCUUGGUGUCGGUGCGUCUAAAAGUCCUAAAUCCGGUAAAAUAUACGUGGUCUGUAAUUAUGACCCGCACGGAAAUAUUAGAUCGCAAUUUAAAGAGCAAGUAUUGGCAUCUGAUGUUUCAUAAUCAGAGUAACGGCUAAAUUAAUAUUUGAAAAAUAUUAUAUUCAAAUCGAUAUUUGGCUUAAGGAUUAAAAACACGUACAACAAUA